UCCCACUUCUUCUUGAAACCCCCAAAACAACCCUCCAAACCGCCAAACAGAAUGGCCUCCUCCACCAUCUUCCCCUACUCCUCAACCCACUACAACACCCUCCCCGAGUUCUUCACCGCCAAAGAAACUUUCAAGGCCAAGGAUGCCUCAAAGACUAUCGACACCACCCUCGCCUCGCUCUUCCUGCGCCAUAAGGUCCACGAGAACCUCGGCAUCCAAAUGCUACACACCCACUUCGCCAUCGGAGACGACGAGCGCCUCGUCAGCAUCGGCGCCGUCGCAGUCCCCAUCGAGCUUGACAUCAUCGUCGGUUCCGCUAUCAAGCCCCUUGUCUACCGCUUCGUCGACUCUGGUGUCGCGGUCUGCGAGUGGACACAGGGAAAUGAUGCUAAUGAGGUCGAUCUGUCUUCUCCCCAGUAUGCAGCCUUCAUGGCGGAGCUUCGCACCGCCCUUGAUGAGGCGGGACUCAUCGAUGUCCUCGGCAUCUUCGUUCGCCAGCCUGGAGACGGCGAGAUGAAGGGCGUGGAAUUCACUGCGGGACGCGCUAACAUCACUCUCCACAAGGAUGAACCCACCGAUGGGGGCAAGAGCGUCGAGGCCUCGUGGGUGUUCAUGGGGAAGACCAUUGAGCCGGGAGAUGCAACCACGUGCACCAUGUCAGCUUGCAACUCGUGGUGCCAAGAGUUCGUGGGUAACCACUCGUCUCGCCACAAGGAAAAGGGUGGCCGCUACGCCCUCGGGCGGGAGACCCAAGGCGCGAGCUUCAAGGACCCAAACCCACCCGUCGAGCUCCCCUCUCCCACCGAACUCGCAGCUCUCACCGAACUCGCAGCCGCAGCUCCCACCGAGCUCGCAGCCUCAGUCGACAUCGACACCCCCGUCAUGUCCGCAUGCAACUCAUGGUGCCAAGAAUUCGUCGGCAACCACUCAUCCCGCCACAAGGAGAAAGGCGGCCGCUACGCCCUCGAAGCUGAGACGCAGGGCUUUAGCGCCAACUUCAUGAACGCCCCUGUCCCCGUCGAGGCACCGAUCGAGCCUGUCACGCGCGUAAUGUCGGUGUGCAACUCGUGGUGUCAGGAGUUUGUGGGAAACCACUCCUCGCGCCAUAAGGAGAAGGGUGGCUAAAUCGCCUAAGGGGGGCCGGGCGCUGGUGGGUGGUAGGACGCAUGUGCCGGCGGGGUGAGAGGGGAUGGGUAGGUAGCGAUGACUUUGCGAUGACUUUGAAGGGGUGGGGAUGAGGAUAGUAAUGUGAUGAAUUUUUAGAAUGCUGUUUGCAAGUGACAUUUCCUGGUGCUUGUUGAUCGAUGGC
Pseudogymnoascus destructans is the source of this 1309-nucleotide messenger RNA. RefSeq lists its product as uncharacterized. The record is from RefSeq and is a predicted model, not a curated record. Bases 52 to 1125 code for a protein of 357 amino acids. The transcript has 2 exons. NCBI's taxonomy places the organism in Eukaryota, Fungi, Ascomycota, Leotiomycetes, Thelebolales, Thelebolaceae.